Odobenus rosmarus divergens (Pacific walrus) is the source of this 468-nucleotide messenger RNA. Its product is annotated as 60S ribosomal protein L35-like. The transcript is spliced from 2 exons. The record is from RefSeq and is a predicted model, not a curated record. NCBI's taxonomy places the organism in Eukaryota, Metazoa, Chordata, Mammalia, Carnivora, Odobenidae. The coding region runs from base 1 to 468 and encodes 155 amino acids.
AUGCAUUUUGGGGUCUCCUCUGCUGUAUCUUCCUCGCCUGGGGGCAAGCUGUUGUGCAGGUGGAGGUCGCACCGAGGGGAAGGGGGCGGUCGUAAAAAUAACCCUGAAACAGCCCACGACUCUCCCCGCACAAAAUGUAGCAAACAGAAAACCCGAGAAAAACAUCCCAUCCCUCGUUGUGAGGUUGGGCAGACGGCUUCCAAGCUCUCCAAGAUCCGAGUUGUUCUCCAAUCCAUCAUCCACGUUCUCCCCGUCAUCAACCAGACUCAGAAAGAGAACCUCAGGAAAUACCACAAGGGUAAGUUGAUGGAGCAUACUUGUAAGAAGUACAAGUCCCUGGGUCUGCACCUCAGUAAAAUACGUGCCAUGCUCCACCAGCUGAACAAGCAUGAGAAAAACCUGAAGACCCAGAAGCAGCGGCAGAAGGAGCAGCUGUACCCACUGAGGAAGUACACAGUCAAGGCCUGA